Molecule: messenger RNA, 6510 nt
Organism: Pleuronectes platessa (European plaice)
Lineage: Eukaryota; Metazoa; Chordata; Actinopteri; Pleuronectiformes; Pleuronectidae
Product: caskin-1
Exons: 22
Coding region: 26-4306 (1426 amino acids)
Molecular function (GO): protein binding
Source: RefSeq, a predicted model, not a curated record
GGGACUGCGGCGGGACGGAGGGGACAUGGGGAAGGACCAGGAGCUGCUCCAGGCCGUGAAGACCGAGGACUUGCUGACAGCUCAGCGGCUCCUACAGAGACCACGGCCGGGGAAAGCCAAGCUCCUUGGAGCAGCAAAGAGGGUGAAUGUCAACAUCCAGGAUGCAGACGGGUUGUCGCCGAUUCACCAUGCUGCUCUGAGCGGCAACAAGGAGCUGAUCUCCCUGCUGCUGGAGGCCCAGGCUGCAGUGGAUAUUAAAGACAAUAAAGGGAUGCGUCCUCUGCAUUACGCUGCAUGGCAGGGGAAGACUGAACCAAUGAAAAUGCUGCUGAAAUCCGGGUCGUCAGUCAACGGACAGUCAGAUGAAGGACAGAUCCCUCUCCACCUGUCAGCUCAGCAUGGACACUAUGAUGGGUCGGAGAUGUUGCUGCAACACCAGUCCAACCCGUGUAUCUCAGAUGCAGCUGGGAAAACACCAUUGGACCUCGCCUGUGAAUUUGGACGUGUUGGAGUGGUGCAGCUCCUGCUCAGCAGUAACAUGUGUGCAGCCAUGAUAGAGCCCAAACCCUCCGACCCCAACGGAGUGUCACCUCUGCAUCUCGCUGCCAAGAACGGACAUAUUGAUGUCAUAAGAUUGCUGAUUCAGGCGGGUAUAGAUAUCAACAGACAGUCCGAGUCUGGCACAGCCCUACAUCAGGCUGCCCUCUGUGGGAAGACGGAGGUAGUACGCCUGCUGCUGGAUAGCGGCAUCAGUGCCGGAGUGAGAAACACUCUGAGUCAAACCGCGCUGGACAUCGUGAACCAGUUCACCACCACACAGGCCAGCCGAGAGAUCAAGCAACUACUGAGAGAUGCUUCGGCUGCAAUGCAAGUGCGAGCACUGAAGGAUUACUGCAACAACUACGACCUAACCAGCCUCAACAUUAAAGCCGGGGAUAUUAUCACGGUCCUGGAGCAGCACUCUGACGGGCGGUGGAAGGGCUGCAUUCACGACAACCGCACAGGAAACGACCGCGUGGGCUACUUUCCCUCCAACAUGGUGGAAGUCAUCAAGAGGGCAGGCAACUCCCCCUCCCUGCAGUGCCACACCCUCCUGCUCCGCAGGCCCAACCCCUGUCCCAUUGCCUCGCUCAACGGGCACUCAUACCCCCCCACCAAGGUCCUCCCCCUGCAUCUGCCCUCCCCUCCCAUCACUCACACCAAUGCACAGUCCCCCCCUCGGUUCUCCUCAUUCGGGUACGUUCCUCUUCCCAUCUCUCCUCCUUCUCUGUCCUCUCCUCAACUGUCCAUUCCUCCUCCUCCUCCUCCCCCUCCUCCUCCUCCUCCUCUCUCCACUUCUCAGGAGCAGCAGAGUCAGACAGGUUCUCGGACUGCAGAGCCGAGUCCUCAAGGUUCUCCAACCCUGGGACACCAGAGCAGCACCAGUGAGGACAUCUGGGUGCUGCGUAGACCUCUGGCAGGUGGCGAGCGCAGUGGCAGCGUGGGCAGUCUCGGCAGUAUCCGGUCAUCAACCAGCUUGCAGAGCUCUGGAAACACACACGUUCUCACCACCCCUGCACCGAGUCCACAUCCCUGCACCCAGUCGACAACAGGAGUCAACACACACGGCCUCAACGCUCCGGGCCUGCACGCACAGGCUGAGGGGGUAAAGCUCCUGGCCACUGUGCUUGCCCAGUCGGUUAAAGCCAAGGAGCAUCUCCUGGAGCAGUCGCAGUCUGUUGAGCAGUCAGCGAGCUCCUCCAGCUGCACAGUUCUCGAACAGCGGCCGUUUGAGCGGAAGGCAGAGGAGGAUGAUGGGAAAAAGCAGGCAGUAGUGGCGUGGCUGGGUGAGUUUCAGCUGCAGUUCUACACCACCCACUUCCUCACCGCGGGAUAUGAUCUAGACACCAUUAGCUGCAUGACCCCCGAGGACCUGACGGGGAUCGGGGUCAUGAAGCCUGGACAUCGGAAAAAGUUAACGUCAGAGAUCAGCAAGCUGCCGUUUACCGACUGGCUGCCGGACCACAAGCCUGCCAAUCUGGCAGAGUGGCUGUCUCACCUGGGUCUCAGUCAGUACUACCAGGUUCUGGUGCAGAAUGGAUAUGAAAACACUGACUUCAUCUCUGACAUCAGCCUGGAAGAUCUGCAGGAGAUCGGCAUCACUAAGCUCGGCCAUCAGAAGAAGCUGAUGCUUGGCGUGAGUAGACUGAAGGAGCUGCAGAAAGGAGAAAGUGGUUCUGAGCCUCCUCAGAGUCCCUCCACGCCUCCGUCCAGCCCGGGAGGCAGCGACAGCUCAGAGCCACGGAGGGAGGCCAGGAAGCAGAGGGACGGGGCCCCGAGCCCACUGGCCAAACCUCGUCCAGGUCUCAAGCAAGCACAGACCCCUCCCCAAACUCCACCACAGACCCCCCAACAUGCCCGAACCCAGCAGGCCUCCCCAAGGGCUCGGCCGCGCCCCUCCACCCAGGUGGCUGCUGUAGAUUCUUCAGUGCCGCUGCUUCGGCUGCCCAGUGAGGAGGAGGAGCGACAGAGAACUCACAGUCUCAUUGGCUCAGAAUCGGACUCCAGAUACGCCACCGUGUGCCGCAGCAGCUCCGCCCGUACUGCUGCCUCCAAUGACGUCACGGUCAACCGCAGCCAAUCAUCUGUCACCCUCCGCCCCCGUCGGAAAGGUCGGCCCCCGACGCCACCUAAACGCUCCUGUUCCUCCAUUACAGGGGGUGACGGGGAAGGGGAGGGGCAGGGGGAGGGGCUGCUGGGGCUGCCAACCUAUCGAGAGCGGCGGGCCAGUGACUGCGGCGGCCUGGGAUCAGCUUUAAGGGCUCAGGAGUCAGGAGGCCUGGAGAGGUCAGAGGGGGCUUCGGGGAGUGUUCGCAGCCUGGCUGCCAUGCUGGAAACCUCCAUGGUGGGUGGAGCCAAAACCCUGCCGAAGAAUCUGGGAAGCAGCAACAGUUACCUACAGGUGAGUCCGCCUGUGCUCCGUCGCCAGGCACACGCAGGAGGCCUUGGAUCCGAGGAGGACGAUGCCCUGAGUCGCCGCAGGACCAUCUGUGGACCGGAGGGUAUCCCUGGUGAUGAAGCUGACCUGGUACCACGGCAAGCAGCCCAGCCGCGUCCAGAGCCCAGGCCCCGAUCCACCGUGGUCUCCUCAGCACCGGAGAUCACAGACGGCACCGUGACACUCCGUAGGAAGCCGCAUCCCCCGUCAACAGACUCUAAAGCUCCAGCAUCAGAGGCAACCGGGUCAGAAACCAUACGCAGGAGACCACGCAAGUCCGAGCAUAAGGAAAAUGCCGUUAAAAGCAAUAACCAAUCGGACUCUCCGAGCAGUCACGUCGAUGUUAGCCGGAAAAAUGGAGGCCAGGUGCAGCAGAACGGCGGCGUGGUCCUGAGGCAGAGGCCCGCGUCUCAGGUCUCUGAUAGGACGGAGCCCAACAGUGAGAGCUGUGAGUGGAUGGAGGCCAGGAAGUCUCUAAAGCCGGCGGUCUCCCCCAAACCAUCCACAGUCACACUGAGAAAGACACAAGCUGAACCCCCAACACCAUCACGCAGAGUCCCCAUACCCGGACCUGAUCACGCUGAGAAGGCACAGAGUCCUGAGCCGAAGCGAGUUCCUCCUCCGGUGUCUCCAAAGCCCCGCGGCCCCCCAACAGCACCCAAACCCGGCAAAGCAAUAGUAGCCUCGGCGACCAUGAGCCCGGGCUCUGCGGCCACCAGCCCCACCCCGGCCCCCAAACCCUCCUCUCCGCUCUCCGCUGCCCCACUUCCAGCUCCCGACACCACCUCCGGCUCAUCCCUCUCUCCAGGCCUCCCUCUUGCAUCCCCCUCUCCGGCCCAGAGUCCCUCCACCCCGUCACCACACCCCGUCAAACCUCCACGCUCCUCCAUCGCCGGGCUCUCCAUCGACUUGAUGGGAGUACAGGAGGAGGAGGAGAGGAAGAGGGAAGAGGAGAGGAAGCGGGAGGAGGAAGAGCGGAGCCGAGAGAGGGAGCUUAAGAGGUACAAAGAGCAGGAGGAGGAGAGGAAGAGAGCAGAGGAAGAGAGACAGAGGGAGGUGGAGGAGACGCCCUUGAGGGAAGAAGGAGCGAGAGAGGAGGUGGAGAGUCAAGCGAUGGGAGCGGAGCAGGAGGAGGAGGGGGCUCAGCAUCGUAUGGAGGAGACCAGCGCCUCCUUGGCUGCAGCUCUUCAGGCUGUGGAGCACAAAAUCCAAGAGGAGGAUGAACAAAAUGACUCCAACUCCAGCAAGAAGUCGUCAGUUUCCAUCUUGGACGACAUCGGCAGCAUGUUCGACGACUUGGCCGAUCAACUGGAUGCAAUGCUCGACUGAUCCCCGGCCCACGCCUCAUCUCCAACAAGCCCUUCCCCCUCUCCCCCCCUCCUCCAUGUGUAGGUACAUCCAGACAGCAGCUCUCCCACGGCUGGACGCUGGUGCUCCGAGAGCGUGUGUGUGUGUUUGAGAGCGUGUCCCUCUGGUGCGAGCGCUUCUCAUGUAGCCUUGUACAGUCAAACCGUGGAGGGAGUUCCUCCUUACCUGGUGCAGUAGCUCUGUAGUCGGGCCUCCCAGUGCGAGGAGGCCGCUCCCACACAACCUCUGACCUCUGCAGCCCAGCGAGCAGCCGCCGCCUCCCUGGGCUCAGACGGCGGCGUGGACCGAGAAGCACAAUCAUUUUUCCUCAUCCUUUGAAACUCUACAGACUCUGGCGUAGGACAGAGACGCUAACUCAGUCAGACAGGGAGACAGGCAGAUGAGCAUAUUGCUUGCAAAAAAAUAAGCACAUCAACCGACAGACAGGCAGAUAGACAGACAGACAGACAAUAUGCAUACAGAUGAGGAUUUUUAAAAAGCACAUGGAAGCAGACAGGCCGCUUUCCGAGUCUGUCUCACUCCUGCGAUGUCAACAGGAUGCAAUUUUCCAGACGAAUCGUAGCCUCUGUUUCUCUUCUGUGUGAGUGGAGGAUUGUGGGUAGCUGCACUUCCUGAGCUGUGUGUUGUCUCCGUUCAUGUGGCCAUUGUUGCUGUUGUCGUUAUCGUUGUUGUCGUUUAAAGAGUGUGUGCGUGUGUAUUUCCCUGCUGAUGCUCAUUUCAGUGUCCUCCCACUCGUACAGUAGUUGUACUCAUGAUCAGAGCGACGACAUAGAUGUGUGUCCAGGAAUUUUUGGGACACACACACUCACACGCAUAUACAAACACACACACACACACACACACACACAUACAUAUUGCAUUUUUUUGUAAUAUCGCUGGUGUUCUGUUGGUGUUUAGCUCCGCCUAUGGAGGUUUGCUUGGAAAUGAAUCCACACACACACGCACAUGACAAAGACUGACACACACUCACACACAUUACAAAAAAUGAAACACACAGACAUUACAAAGACUGACACACACACCAACACACAGACAUUCCAAAGACUUACACACACACACACUUUGCAAAGACUGACUCAGACAUUACAAAGACUGACACACACACACACACAGACAUUACAAAGACUGACACACACACACACUUUCCAAAGACUGACACACACACACACUUUCCAAAGACUGACACACACACAGACAAUACAAAGACUGACACACACACACACGUAACAAAAACUAACACACACAUCCCAUACUGACACGCACACAUUUAUACAAGCACACUCAUGCUGUGUAUCCCUUUGUCCUGCUGCAGUGAACAGUGUUUUUAAAAAUUAAUCCUAUAUUUCAAUGCUUUCUAUAGUACAUCCAGUAUACAUACAUACAUAGAGUUUAUAAUAUAUCUGGGUAUUUGAGCUUUUAGAGCUCCCUCUAGUGUUGGUUAGUGAAACUGCCUCCAAUCUGCCCCCCCCUUCUCUCUCGUCCUCUUUCUUUUUAAUCUCCCUUUGUGUCCUGUCCGUUAACUCUGCAUCUUUCUGUGCCUUGGUAGUUUUCUUUCGUAUAUUCUCAAUAUAAUUUUAUAAGUUUUCCUCUCCUUAAAACCUUUUUUUCAGUUUCCUCACAAAAGCCCUUGCACCUUGUUUGUCUGUGUUGUAGCUUUAUAGUUUGACUUGUGAGUCCCUCAGUAAAUGAUCAUUGAAUUCAGUCGCCCUGUCUGAAGUCCUCCUGUAGCCAUUGAGAAGCCAUGUUUGAGCCCAUGUAAGCCCCUCUGUGUGCUGUUAGACGUCGGCUCUGCUCCUCCUCGGCUCCCCCGGUUCCCAGUGGUCCCACAUGUAGGCCCGACAGUGGAUCGGCCACCGGUGUUCAUCCCAAUGAAGAGUCUACGUGUAUUUUUAUGCUCUUUGAAAACAAAGAUAUAUUUGAGAGACAGAUGGUUCUAUGUGAAUAAAAAUACAAAAUAAUAAUGAUAAUUAUAAUAAUGAUAAAUGGUAAUUCUAGACGUUGAAUCGAGGUGAUCUGAUUGAGCCUGUGCAUUUCUGGUUGAGUUCUGGAUGUGUUGUGACGGCUGUUGUGCCGUGGUUGGGUUUUAAGGUUGUGUUUCUGCUGUGGUGAUGAUGAUGCAUUCCUUUACAGCUGUGAUCAGAAUAAAUGUGUAAAUUAAACCUUGA